CACGUGCAGAGGAGACACGGAGACACGUGCAGAGGAGACACGGAGACACGCAGAGGGGACACGGAGACACGCGCAGAGGGACAGCAGCUCGGCUCGGGCCUUGGUGAUCAUCAUCGGAGGGCACGGUGAUUAACGCCACCGGGCUCCGCGAGCAUGGCCCUGGACGUCGUUGGCACGUUGCUGUGCAUCGCCGGGUGGACUCUGGUGGGCACGAUCAUCACCAACCACUACUGGAAGGUGUCGACGGUGGCGGGCAGCGUCAUCACCACCAACACCAUCUACGAGAACCUGUGGCAAGCGUGCGCCACCGACUCCAUGGGGGUCUCCAACUGCCGGGACUUCGACUCCAUGCUGAACCUGCCUGGCCACGUCCAGGCGUGCCGGGCUCUGGUCAUCACGGCGAUCGUGCUCGGAUUCUUCGGCACGCUGCUCGCCUUCCUGGGCAUGCGCUGCACCAACAUCGUGAGCAGCGACGCCGAGGUGAAGGGUCGCAUCGUCUUCUCCGCGGGCAUCAUCUACAUCCUGGAAGGGCUGAGCGCCAUCAUCGCGGUGUCGUGGUACGCGGCGCAGGUGGUUGCGGAAUUCUUCGACCCCUUCUACGCCGGCACAAAGUAUGAGUUGGGGCCGGCUCUGUACAUGGGCUGGGCCGGCUCGGGUCUGGCCAUCUUAGGCGGCGGCUUGCUGUGCUGCGUCUGCUGUACUGGGGCCCGUUCGUCUACGCAGAGAGACCACACGUUCAAGUACUCGGCGGCGCGUGCGGCGACCCCGAUCAGCACUGCCACCCCACGGACGAUCCUCGACAUGGAGGGGCAGACGUACGCCCGGCAGGGCUACGUCUAGCGGCCCGACAUGGUGGCUCCCCCAGAAGGCCGCCCCACCCUCCCACCCACCACCAACCCCGUCGUCUGGGAGGCCCUGCACUGGCGACCGGGUCCUCGUGAACUUCUUCCCCCCCCCAAGACUUCCCUCGGUGACGUCCGAGCCUCCAACAGUGCCAGCAGCGCGCAAGGAUUCUGGGAGGUUUAACGGUGACCCCGGCCGCCACCGCGUCACGACCCCGGCCGCCACUGGGUCAGGACCCCGGCCGCCACUGGGUCAGGACCCCGGCAGCCACUGGGUCACGACCCCGGCCGCCACUGGGUCACGACCCCGGCCGCCACUGGGUCACGACCCCGGCCGCCACUGGGUCAGGACCCCGGCCGCCACUGGGUCAGGACCCCGGCCGCCACUGCGUCACGACCCCGGCCGCCACUGGGUCAGGACCCCGGCCGCCACUGGGUCAGGACCCCGGCCGCCACUGGGUCACGACCCCGGCCGCCACUGGGUCAGGACCCCGGCCGCCACUGGGUCACGACCCCGGCCGCCACCGGGUCAGGACCCCGGCCGCCACUGGGUCAGGACCAUGGCCGCCACCGCGUCACGACGUCAAACCGCGGCCAGGACUUUUACAAGGCCGCCCCUGCUGGGCCCCGACGGCAAUAUCUUUGCACAAAGUUUUAAAUCCCGCCGGUGAUGAACAGAGAGUUGG
Petromyzon marinus (sea lamprey) is the source of this 1528-nucleotide messenger RNA. RefSeq names its product claudin 15 (gene CLDN15). NCBI's taxonomy places the organism in Eukaryota, Metazoa, Chordata, Hyperoartia, Petromyzontiformes, Petromyzontidae. Gene Ontology annotation, molecular function: structural molecule activity. Gene Ontology annotation, cellular component: membrane; bicellular tight junction. The record is from RefSeq and is a predicted model, not a curated record.